AUGAUCUUCGCCAGGAACUUUGUUCUGGGCUUGCUGUGUCGAGCGACAAUGGUGAUGUCUAAGGCCAUUGCACGUGACGUGAACUCUCCUCUGUCGAUAGUUACAACAACAAGGACCGUUACUGCAUCUGCAAGCACGAGUUCUUCAUCUCUAACUCUCGCUACCCCAGGUGCUCCCGUAUCACCAAAGGUGCUGCUUAUUGCCAAUACGUUCGAAUUUGGUUAUCUGGACGCUUACAAUUUUACCAUCCAAUACACCGGUGUGUUAUUCGAUCAGAUUUUAGCAUGUACCGAUGAUGGCACUAUUUGCAAACUUGAGUGUGGUCAAGAGCUCGUUUCCGCCUCUCAGAUCACAGCACUUCUGAUGAUUCCCGGAGUCAAUCUCAAAAAAGCCUACAUUAUUAUCACGGGUACUGGCGGCGUCAAUCCAAAAUAUGGGACAGCUGGUGGCACAGCGAUUAGUACGUUUGGAAUUCAAUGGGAGUGGGGCGGCAUGUUUCUCGGAGACGAUCUACCUGCUAACUUUUCAGGGCAGUACUUCUUCUCUUACGCACAGCUCACUCCUGAUCAAUACCCCGUCACGGUGGGCUCCGAAGUAUACAAACUUAACGAGGCACUUGUAGACCGCUUUUAUGCUACGGGAAGCAAUGUCACAUAUGAGAAUGUCUCGGAAACCGCUCAAGAUUUAAGGGCAACCUAUGAGUACGACGCUGCAAAGCGGGAACCUUUCUUGGCAAGGUGCGAUACCGUAUCCUCACAGGUUUACUGGCACGGAAAUGUGGCUGGGGAAAAUGUUGAGUAUUACUCCAAUGUAAUCACAAAUGGACAAGCGCGCCCAUGUAACACCAAUGAAGAUGAUCAGGGGAGACUGUUAGCUCUUUUCUACGGCGCCGUUCAUGAUCUAGUUGACUUUGGGCGAGUCUCAAUGAUCAAGGCGUUCAGUAAUUUUGACCGCCCCCCACCACAGCUUACCGCUUACCAAUCCCGCUUUUAUGUCGGGGAAGGGGCUACCGAGCCUGGUUUAAGAAAUGCUUGGAAGACAAUCAUAGCGAUUGUGGAUGACGUUCUUGAAAACUGGAAUACUGUGUUCGAUGCUGGUAUUGAACCCAAUACGUAUAUGGGUGACAUAAAGGGGACUUUGGGCGGGGUGUGUGACUUCAAUUCUACUUCAAGUGCAGCAAAAGGAUCGGUACAGGGUAGUUGA
Messenger RNA from Lachancea nothofagi CBS 11611, 1203 nucleotides. The record is from the annotation of a GenBank genome assembly. Lineage: Eukaryota; Fungi; Ascomycota; Saccharomycetes; Saccharomycetales; Saccharomycetaceae.